AUGUCUUCGUCGUCUACAUUCUCUCCGUUCUCUGCAACCACGCCAAAGGACGGCGCACCUAUUGUCGGUAUCACCUCGAGUGGUGGUGGCGGAGGAGGAGGCUCUGGCGAUUGGACUCGACGUGCAAAUGGUAAUUCGACCACUUCUAGCACUCACCGUCGCCCUUCACUUUCUACCACCCUCACCCACCCCCCUACGUCACAGCACUCGCAGCCACCUUUAACCCCUUCGGGCUCGAACGUUUAUCAUCCACCCCAUCACUACAACAGAGGUGGCGUGGGGGGUUCUAUCAACACUACUUACAGCAAAGACGAUUUGCUGGGAAUCUUCAGGCAGCAGGAGCAGAACGGAAACUCUCUGAGGGAUGUAAAGGAUCUAGUCUUGGGAGAUACGAGUUCCGGGAAUAGUGCUGGCUGGGGAAGGAGUGGUGACGAAGGUGGCGCGGACGUUUGUUGGGACAAAGAUGGUGGACUAAAGCCCGUUAGUUUGGAAGAGUUCACUGAGGAGGAGCGAGAGUUGUUUUCCAAUAACGUUAACUCCCCUCAUAAAGUCCCUCCGAACCAAAAUAAUCAAGGGCCUACAAACCAUCAUACAGUUGUUACCAAUACACCGCCCCCUAAACGCUCUAAUAGCGGUGCUCUUCCUGGCAACAUCACCACCCCUGGCGUUAACCGUCCGCAAAACCGUCGUCGUGAAACAUCGGAUGCCGCGCUAACAGGUUCACCAUUUACUUUGACCCCACCUCAGGUUCCUCGGCGUAGGACCGAGCUGCGUGAGGCGGAGGAUAGCGGAGGUAGGGGCACUUUGUUUGGCCGUUGGGGUAGCGUUGCCGGCACCUCCGGAGAAGAUGACCAUGCGAAGGACAAAGGUACAGAAGAAGGAUCUUCCACUGCUGGAGGUGCCAGAAGUGCCGGACUAAUCAGGAAGGGAAGUGGCGCUUGGCCGAGUGGAGCGGCUGGCUCCAGCGGUUUCGCCAGCAGUGGUGCCCUGAACAGCCCGAUGGGUAGUUUCGGUAAUGGUACUUUUGGCGGUACAAUGGGCGGGUUUUCCUUGCAGAGCACUACAAAUACCGCGGACAAAGCCAAAGCCGGGGGAGGAGCCAGUGGCACAAGGGGCUCUACGGCGCCGCCCAAGGUUGAGGACGUCGAGGAGGAAGAUGACGACGUAAAUCGAGUAGUUUCGCACGCCGUCGACCAUCACCGUGAUGAGGAGGAGAGGGAGAGGCCGAUGAGUUCCGACACGGAUCCUUUUGGAGACAGGGAUCAGGACGAUCAUGGAACUGGCCAGGGACGUCACUCUCCUCACUCUUCGAUGGAUGAUCCUCACCGCAUCAAAAACUCAGCAUCUUUUGGUAAUAUGGCAUCUGCAUCUGUGAACACGCCGAGAGGCGGGAAUAACAUUGCUACGCCUACAAAAAUCAGAAGUGAUCUUGGCUUUUCUGGCCUUGGGGGUAGCCGUGAGGGCUUAACUCUGGGCGGCAUGGGCCAAGGAAGUCUUCAUCAACAGUUGCAAAACUUGCAGUUGAACCAGCAUGGCAACUAUCCUCUUCACGGUAGAUCUCGGCAAGGAAGUAUAGGCGGUAUGGUCGGUGGGCUCAAUGAGAAUGAGCCUUUGAGUCCAACCGAAACAAACCCUUACCAAAGCCCGGCGCCGGAAAAGGCUGAUGACGACGACAUCAAUGAUAUACACGGCGACGGUGGUCACGGAAGUGGCAUCAUUGGUGGUGGGUUCAAACGUGAUGUUGGAGCCCCCGGUAGCGAUAGGAGUGGCAGGAGUUCCACUGCAGGCUUGGGCGCUGUAGGAGGACUAAGUGGUUUUGGGUCCAUAAGCGGGAGUGGGUUAUGGGGAGGGCAGGUUGGGACUCCCGGAGGCUUGGGAACCUCUGCCGCCCCAAGCACAUUUUUCGGCUCUGGGUUGGGUGAUUUGGCUAGCCCUGGCGGCACUCUUCUGUCAGGCAGUGGUAUGGGAGGCAUGGGCAGUAUCGGUGGUGGAGGGCCGUUCGGCUCAGCUAGCCGUAGUAGACUUGCCCAGAUGUUCUCCCCAGAGCAACAGCAACAAAUGGAAGACGAGAAUGGAGGAUUUGAAUCAAACGACGGGUUUGGCGACUUGAGAUUUGGAGGAUUUGGGAGUAGAAGAGGGUUUGGCAAUAUUGAUAGCCCAAUGAGAGAUAGAGGCGACGUGUCAGAUCUAUUCUCGGGAUUGCACACCACAAGGAGCCUUGGAAAUAUCGGCGCACAAGCAUCUGGGGAUACUAUGUUUUCUAGGGAACGCGAAGAUUCUUUUACCCUCGGAAGUCUACAGAUGCAAAAUCAAUCAAACCCAAUGCAGCCCACGAUGUCACACCAGGCACAACCAAUCAGACCGCCUCCGGGGACUGUGCCGCCGCAAACGCAGACGGUGUUGGUCAUGCCAGACAAGAUACAGUGGACAUACCGUGACCCAUCUGGGACCAUACAAGGGCCAUUCUCGGGACUGGAAAUGCAUGAUUGGUACAAAGCCGGGUUUUUUACCCAGGAGCUCGCAGUGAAAAGGAUCGAGGAUCAUGAUUUUGAACCACUCGGGCAACUGGUACGUAGGAUCGGAAACACAAGAGAGCCUUUCCUAGUUCCUUUGCAGGCACCUCCGGGUUCGACUGCACCCGCCGCAGCACCUGCAGCUCCAGUGCCUAACGCUUGGUCGGGUUGGCCUCUGGAUGCUCAACAACCUGGCACUGUUCAGCCACCAUUCGCCGGAAGUUUCCCAAGCUUUGGAACCACACUCACCGCCGAUCAACAAAAUGCUCUGGAGAGAAGGAAGCAGGAAGAGCAAUACCUUUUGGCAAGACAGAGGGAGUUUCUUGUUCAGCAGCAGAUCUUCGCCAAAAACCAGGUGUUGCACCACCAACAUUCGCAGCAGAGUCUCCAUUCACAGCCUAGUUAUGGAAGUUUGCAGGGGAGCUUGCAGAGCCCCGGUGGCUUUGCUACCCCAACCGCCAGUGCACCCAGUGUCGGGCCGCAAAAUGCAUUUGAACCGGGUGUAUUACUGCGUCAGGCCGGUGCUGCUGCUGGAGGCGGGGGGGAUACAUUCGGCGUUGGGCAUGGACUGCAGGGAAUACCUGGACAACAAAUGCAGCCAGGCAAUCAAUUUUUGCAACAGCAACAGCAACAGAUUCACCCGCCAAACCAUCUUCAAUUGGAGCAACAGAAGCAACUUCUUGAUAUGCAACGUCAGACACAGAGAAUUUACCAAAAUCAGCAUCAACAAGUUGAGAAGCAGCAAGAAUUGGAACAUGCACAACAGCAACAAAUCAACGCUGCUGCUGCGCAGACGCAGCAACAAGCUCAGCAGGAUGUGGAAAAGGAGGAGGAUAAAAUUUCUCAAGAGCAGCAUGAGCAAGCCCAUGAGUCAAACGAGAGAUCGACCGAUGCUGCCUCAUCCAGUCCUGACGACCAUUGGGACCCUGAGUCAGAGCACAAGCCGUCACCCCAGGCUAAUGAGCAAUUGAAGAUGAGCAUCCCUAAGGGGUCAUCCGCCAAGGCUUCGCCAAUCCUAAAGCAAGCGCAACCUGCUCCCCCUGCGUCCGUUUGGCAGGAAAUCGAACAGCCUCUUGUUCAGCCUUUCCCCCCUCCACCGGGCUCUCACCAUGCUUCAGAAAUUGCAUCCUCGACACUCCCCAUGACCCGCAGUCCUUCGUCUGAAACACCGUAUACAAGUGUCUCCGUUGCACCUUGGGCAAAUAAGGAAAACGAGGUUAAGGGACCUUCUUUGAAAGAAAUCCAAGAGAUUGAGGCCAGGGCUCAACAAGCAAAAGACGCUGCUGAAGCCGAACACAAACGUCAGAUGAUGCUCCAACAGGUUAACACUCAACCACCGCCUCCUGCGCCUGGAUUGCCAUCCACGGCAACCUGGGCUACUUCUCCCUCCGGAACUCCGUCAAGCAGUCAGGCCUCAGCGUGGGCAAAGCCCUUGGUGAAAGCAAACACUUUGCCUACUGGGGGUGCUAAGAAAACUCUCCAGCAGAUUCAGAAGGAAGAGGAACUCCGUAAAGCGAAGGCCGCGGCUGCUGCCGCUGCUGCUGCACAAGCAACCCAGAACAUUGCCACUCAUCCCACUCCUGCUGGAGGUAAGCGAUACGCGGAUCUUGCUGGUAAGACUCAGCAGCUGCCACAGCUCAACACGGUUGGAGUCGUUGGAGGUGUAUGGACUACGGUUGGCCCCGGCGGCAAGUCUAAGAAUCUUGCCACCAGCCCCAUUCCAACAGCCCCCGCCCAGUCCUUGAAGACUGCGCCUAGCGCCCCUGCUCUAGGGCUUCCUGUCCCUACGACGGCCAAGAAGGUUUCGCCAACGUCGCCUGCAUCCAAGCCUCCUACAAUGAGCGCAAACGAGGAGUUUAUGAAGUGGUGUAAAGCAAGCAUCAAGGGAUUAAAUCAGGGUUUACAAGCCGACGAGCUCAUUCAAACUCUCUUGACCUUUCCUGCGGAGACUGAACUCAUUGCCGAAACCAUUUAUACCUGCACCACAACCAUGGACGGUCGUCGUUUUGCGGAAGAAUUCGUCCGUCGUAGAUCAGCUGCUAACAAAGGCAUUAUCAUUGAUGCUGGAACUGCUAAUGGUGGUGCAAGUGGCUGGAAUGAGGUCGCAAAGGGAAAGCCGCAGCCUGUUACCAGAGAGGUCAGUCCCGAGACAAAUGCAGCAUUCAAGGUUGUCCCUGGGAAGAAGAAGGGAAGGAGGUAA
Molecule: messenger RNA, 4713 nt
Organism: Morchella sextelata
Lineage: Eukaryota; Fungi; Ascomycota; Pezizomycetes; Pezizales; Morchellaceae
Exons: 4
Coding region: 1-4713 (1570 amino acids)
Molecular function (GO): protein binding
Source: RefSeq, a predicted model, not a curated record